AUGAGCGCUUUCCCGACGCUGCCCCCCGGGGGCGAGGAAGAGCUCCAGACUGCUUGGUCCCCAGCGGUCAACGCCAGCUGCACCCCGGCCGGGGAGGAGGAGGCGGCGGCGGGGAGGCGGGACGCGGGGGCAGCGGGCAUGGUCGCCAUCCAGUGCAUCUACGCGCUGAUGUGCCUGGUGGGCCUGGUGGGCAACGCCCUGGUCAUCUUCGUGAUCCUCCGCUACGCCAAGAUGAAGACGGCCACUAACAUCUACCUGCUCAACCUGGCCAUCGCGGAUGAGCUCUUCAUGCUGAACGUGCCCUUCGUGGCCUCGUUGGCCGCCCUGCGCCACUGGUCCUUCCGGUCCGUGCUGUGCCGCUUGGUGCUCAGUGUGGACAGCCUCAACAUGUUCACCAGUGUCUUCUGUCUGACCGUGCUCAGCGUGGACCGCUACGUCGCCGUGGUGCACCCUCUGCGCGCCGCCACCUACCGGAGGCCCAGCGUGGCCAAACUGAUCAACUUGGACGUGUGGCUGGCGUCCUUGCUGGUCACCCUGCCCAUCGCCAUCUUCGCAGAUACCAGGCCGGCUCGGGGCGGCCAGGCCAUGGCCUGCAACCUGCAUUGGCCGCACCCGGCCUGGUCGGCAGUCUUUGUGGUCUAUACUUUCCUGCUGGGCUUCCUGCUGCCCGUUCUGGCCAUCGUCCUGUGCUACCUGCUUAUCGUGGGCAAGAUGCGGGCCGUGUCACUCCGGGCCGGCUGGCAGCGGCGAAAGCGCUCGAAAAAGAAGAUCACACGGCUGGUGCUGAUGGUGGUAGCCGUCUUUGUGCUCUGCUGGAUGCCCUUCUACGUGGUGCAGCUGCUGAACCUGUUUGUGACCAGCCUUGAUGCCAUGGUCAACCAUGUGUCCCUCAUCCUCAGCUACGCCAACAGCGGCGCCAACCCCAUCCUCUGUGGCUUCCUAACCGACAACUUCCGCCCGUCCUUCCAGCGGGUUCUCUGCCUGCAGUGUUGCCUCCUGGAUGCACCUGGCGGUCCUGAGGACGAACCCCUGGACUAUUACGCCACUGCCCUCAAGAGCAGAGGUGGGGCAGGAUGGAUAUGCCCUCUGCUCCCCUGCCAGCAGGGGCCCUUGCAACCAGAACCCAGCCGCAAGCAGGUCCCCCUCACCAGGACCACCACCUUCUGAAGAGCCCUUUCACCUCCUCCCCAGCCUGGCCACCACAAAGGGGUCUGCUUCACCCUUACCUGCCAGCAGACUGCCUGCCCCGAUGCUCCCCUAAGAGCCACCGCCUGUUCCCACCACAGUCACCUUUUUCCAGCAGUCUGUGUGCUAAUCCCAAGAGCAUCAAAGCUCCUUUAUUUUCUCACAUCCCCAGGACUCUGGGUUCCAGGAGGACGCCUCCAUGGGGGUAGGACUCCUCUGAGCACUGGUCUAUGAUGUGAAUCAUCCCUGGACCUCUGACUGUUUUCCUAGGGGUGGGAGGCAGGGGCAUGCCAGGGAGGAAUGGCCAUCUGCCUGUGCCUUGUUACAGAACCUCUGCCCAGGAGAGGACCGUCCAGAGGGUGGAGGCAGCCAGUGCCCUUGCUCUCUGCCGACUCCUUGGCUGUGGUGGGGACAUCGCAUGUUCAAUACGAGAAGGGAGGAAGGAAGAAGUCUCCAGGCACACUCCCUUUGCUUCCG
Mirounga angustirostris (Northern elephant seal) is the source of this 1662-nucleotide messenger RNA. It is a transcript of the gene SSTR4, whose product is annotated as somatostatin receptor 4. Gene Ontology annotation, cellular component: plasma membrane; neuron projection. The coding region runs from base 1 to 1167 and encodes 388 amino acids. The transcript has a single exon. The record is from RefSeq and is a predicted model, not a curated record. Gene Ontology annotation, molecular function: somatostatin receptor activity; neuropeptide binding. Gene Ontology annotation, biological process: neuropeptide signaling pathway; cellular response to glucocorticoid stimulus. NCBI's taxonomy places the organism in Eukaryota, Metazoa, Chordata, Mammalia, Carnivora, Phocidae.